This is a messenger RNA of Anisakis simplex (herring worm), 14184 nucleotides long. The record is from the annotation of a GenBank genome assembly. Lineage: Eukaryota; Metazoa; Nematoda; Chromadorea; Rhabditida; Anisakidae.
AUGAGAUUAGUGGAAAAAAAUUCACUGGAAUUUUUUGUGGAAAUCACUGAAAGUAAUGAAAUUUUAGUGGAUUCGCCAUUCUUGUCGCGCGGUGGUGUACACAAUCUUCGAUCGGGUUUAUUACCGCCAUCACCAGUGCACGUGAAUGGUAAUAAUCACCGAUAUAAUAGCAAUAAUAACUGUAAUGAGAAUGACUUUCGUUGUAACGAUGGCAAAUGUAUUCGGAGAGAAUGGAAAUGCGAUGGUUCCGGUGACUGUGCUGAUGGCGAGGACGAAAAGGACUGUCCACAUCCCGGUUGUAAGACAGACCAGUGGCAGUGUGAUAGAUACGAAUGGCAUUCGGUAUCGUGUAUCGCUGAAUAUCAACGAUGCGACAAUAUCACCGAUUGUGCGGAUGGAUCGGAUGAAGUCGACUGUCCAGCAACCAAUGUUUCGUGCAGCGUGAACGAUGGUUCAGUAUUCCAAUGCGCAGAUGGUCGCCAAUGUUUUGACAUUUCGAAGAAGUGUGAUGGAAUUUACGAUUGCCGAGAUUUGAGCGAUGAGAAGGAUUCAUGUCCACAUAAUCACACGGCAUGUUUCCAAUAUCAGUUCCGAUGUGCGGACCACUCUCAGUGCAUUCAAAAAUCAUGGGUUUGUGAUGGCUCUAAUGAUUGUGCCGAUGGCUCUGAUGAACCACCUACUUGUGAAUUCAAGCAAUGCACUGGCAGCGAUUUCCAAUGUAAAAAUAAACGAUGUCAACCAAGGAAAUUCCGCUGUGAUUAUUACGAUGACUGUGGCGAUAACUCAGACGAAGAAGGAUGUGGUCAAUAUCUGUGUCCACCACAACAGUGGAAUUGUCCCGGGUCAGGGCACUGCAUCGACGAACUGAAACUUUGUGAUGGUAAAAAAGAUUGCGCGGACGGUGCUGAUGAGAGGAAUUGUUCUUCAAACUUGUGUCCAUCGUUGGGAUGCCAAGCUGGCUGUCAUGCGUCACCAUCCGGUGGUGAAUGCACUUGCCCUAUUGGAUAUCAACUCGACGAUCGAUUUCACAGAACCUGUUCUGAUGUAAAUGAGUGUGCGGAAUGGGGAUAUUGUGAUCAAGGAUGUCAGAACCAUCGACCUGGUUUCACAUGCUCAUGUAUGAGUGAAUGCUAUAGUUUGGAGAUGAUGCACGGUCCUGGUGUUGAUAAUCUGACGUUGCGUGGUUAUUGUUUGUCGAGAAAUCAUGAAAAUAUGAAAUUGUUCGUUGCAAGGAGAGAGGGCCUUUACAGAUUAAAUCCAAACAAUAAAGACGAAGAACCAAAACGACUUGUCAGUGGCGAGUUCAUAUACGGUAUCGAUUAUGAUUACGGUGAUAAGAAAUUGUUCUGGACUGAUCGCCUUUCACACUCUGCGUUCAGCGCUGAUCUGGAUGAAGAAGGCGAUAUACAGAAUAUCAAGAAGUUAGACUUGAAAAGUUUGGUAUAUCCACGGAAUUUGGCAGUAGAUUGGAUAACCAAUCAUUUGUACAUAAUUGAGUCCGGAUCAAGACGUAUCGAUGUGGUAACGUAUGACGGUAACAGACGCACUGUUUUACUUGCCGAUCACCUCACACUACCACUCGACAUUGCUUUGGAUCCGAUCAGAGGAGAAAUGUUCUUCUCGAAUCAAUUCAAGUUAGAAACAGCAGCAAUGGAUGGUACUAGACGUCGAACACUUAUCGAUACACAUACUCAUCAAGUCAGCGGACUUGUUGUGGAUAUUCCCUCGAAACGCGUCUAUUGGGUAGAUCCAAAAGUUGAUCGAGUGGAGUCAAUUGACUACAAUGGUAACGAUCGCCGCAUCGUUGCACAAGGCAUGAACCGAGUUCCACAUCCGUUCGGAUUGACGAUAUUCGAUCAGUAUUUAUAUUGGACUGAUUGGACAAGACUUGGCGUCAUAAAAAUCGAGAAAUUUGGCUCAGAUACGGAAAUUAUUUGGUCUAAAAAAGAGAAUAAUGUAUUCCCGAUGGGUAUUUCGGCAUAUCACGAGAUGUCACAGCCUGGACCGAAACAGAGCGAUUGUAUUGGAUUGAAGAUCGAUAAUCCGUGCGUUGAGUCAGACUGUGAAGGGAUGUGUUUGUUGAGUAAAGAUUCGGGUGGUAUAGGUCUCGGCUAUCGAUGUGCAUGCCCUAUUGGCCAGAAGUUGGUAGAUGGCAAACAGUGUGUUGAAUCAACGGACUAUUUGUUGUUCAGUAGCAAUAAAGUUGUGCGGGGUAUAUUCCCAGAACUGAUUGAGAACUCUCUCAGCGAAGCCAUAUUACCAAUAUCACCGAAAUCACAACGAAGAAUCGGAAUGUACUUCGAGGUGGAAUGUGACGUACAUUCAAAUAGCUUCUUUUAUGUGGAUAUCAUGGAUAAUACUGUUUAUCGAAUUCGUCCAGAUGGUGAAGGUUUAGCGCCAGUUUUGGUGACCCAUAACGAUGGUUUAGUGUCGAUGUCUUAUGAUUGGUUAUCGAAACAACUUUAUUAUGUUGAUAAUAUCAGGAACAGCUUGGAGGUUGUUAGAAUUAGCGAAGAGGGCUUGAUCCAUCCAGAUCAACUGGUACAUCGAUUGCUUUUGAAUGGUCUUCGUGAUCCAGUAGCGGUUGCAGUCCAUCCAUGGAAAGGCCUUCUAUUCUUUGCUGAGGCAGCAAGACCUGCGAAGAUUUAUCAAUGUUAUAUCGAUGCAACGAACUGCCGAAUAAUCCGUAAUACGACAUUAGGGCGUCCGUCAAGUUUUGCGAUCGAUUACGAAGAGCAAAAGCUAUGUUACGGCGAUACAUUACUCAAAACGAUCACCUGCAUGAAUUUCGAUGGCUCAAAUCCUUAUAUUGUUCCGAUCGAACAUCCAAUCCCUGUGGCUAUUGCAAUCUUAGGAGAUCAACUGUAUUUUGUACACCAAAGACCAUACUCUAUCCGUCGUGUAAACAAGCGAAAUGGCGGACCUGGCAAAGUAAUACGCGAAUUUUCGGGUGAAGAACGAAGCAUUUUCUCACUCAAGGCGUGUUCGAUUUCGAAUCAGCCGAUACCAGACCCAUCACUGGACCAUCCUUGUCAUCAAAGCGAUUGCUCACAACUUUGUUUCGCAUUACCAAAUUCGUCACAUUCAUCUGAUGCUCAACCUCUUAUGAAAAAAUGUGCUUGUAGAACAGGGUACAAAAUCAACCAUGAGAAUCAUCGGUCGUGUGUGCGUGAUAUGAAUGAGAUAAUAGAACCGUUAUGCUCGAAUAAUGCAUCGCAAUAUCAGUGCAAUAACGGACGUUGCAUACCGAACGAGUGGAAAUGCGAUGGCGAAGAUGAUUGUUUAGAUGGCAGUGAUGAGAGAGGAGCCAACGGAAAGCCGUGUUUUGUACCGAAGGAAUGUCCAGCGAGUACGAUCAGAUGUAACAAUACGAAAAAAUGUAUUCCUGAACAAUACGCAUGCGAUGGUGAUAAUGACUGUGGUGAUUAUUCGGAUGAGGAUGUUAAGUAUUGCAAAAACGGUGAAACGCCCGUGUGUGCAUCGAAGAAAUUCCAAUGCGACAACCAUCGAUGUAUACCGGAACAAUGGAAAUGUGAUUCAGAUAAUGACUGUGGUGAUGGUUCAGAUGAGAAGCUUGAAAUUUGUGCUAACACUACUUGUGCGUCGAAUCAGUUCACAUGCGGUAACGGUCGUUGUAUCCCGGUGUAUUGGUUAUGCGAUGGUGAUAAUGAUUGCUAUGAUAACAGCGAUGAAGAUAAAGAGAGAUGUCCAUCGAUCCAGUGCAGAUCCGAUCAGUUCAGAUGUGUUACUUCAAGACAAUGCAUUUCACUGAAAAAUUACUGCGAUGGUCAAUCGGAUUGUGAUGACGGUUCCGACGAAGACAGUUGCAUUUUACAAGAAGGAAAAUGCAAACAUAAUGAAUUCACGUGUGUUUCAAACGGACUUUGCAUACCGUUGAAUUGGAAGUGUGAUUCAAUCGUGGACUGUGAAGAUGGCAGUGACGAACCAGCAGGUGUUUGUGGUGCGAAUAAAUGUCCAUCGGAUCAUUUUCAAUGCGAUAAUGGCCGAUGCAUUUUCAAUACAUGGCUAUGUGAUGGCGAGAACGAUUGUGGUGAUAACAGUGAUGAGGACGUGAAACGAGGAUGUCAACGGAAUCAGCAACUCUCGAUUCGUUGUCCAUUCGAACAUAUUGCUUGUCGUGAAUCACCGGAUAUUUGCAUCCCACUUCAUAAUCUAUGCGAUGGUAAAGAUCAUUGCCCGAAUGGAUCAGAUGAAGGUGGUCGAUGUGACCGAGACCUGUGUGCUGCGAACAGAGCUGGCUGCAAUUACAAGUGUCACACCAGUCCCGACGGCCCGAUUUGUUCGUGUCCUUACGGUGAACAGUUGGUGAAUAAAACAAGAUGUGAACCCGAGAAUGAAUGCUUAGACGCAAGAUCGUGCAGUCAAAGAUGCACCGACGAAAAACAUGGAUUCACUUGCUCGUGCGAUGAGGGUUACACACUUGACGCUGACAAACGAACGUGCAAAGUCACUGAGAAUGCUAAGGAUAUGCGAGUUUAUGUGUCGAAUCGUAAUCGUAUUUAUUGGUCGGAUAGCCAUCUGCAGAACUGGCGAACGUUUGCGGCGCAAGUUGAGAAUGCCAUCGCACUUGCAUGGGACUCAGUCCGAGAUCGCAUUUAUUGGUCGGACAUUCGUGAAAAGAAGAUAUUUUCCGCAAGUCGAAACGGUACAAAUGUCACCACGUUUAUAUCGAAUGGUCUCGACAUAACCGAAGGAAUCAGUUUGGAUUGGGUUGCAAGAAAUUUGUAUUGGGUUGAUUCUAGCUUGAAUACUAUUGAAGUGGCGUCACUUGAUAGACCUGAUGCAAGAGCGGUGCUGAUCCAUGAGAACGUUGAUCAGCCGCGUGGUAUUGCCGUGGACCCUCGCAAAGGCCUUCUGUUUUGGACUGAUUGGGGACAGAAACCUCGUGUUGAACGUUCCUAUAUGGAUGGUUCAGAACGUAAAAUUUUGGUAGAUACGAAGAUUUACUGGCCAAAUACGAUUGCUUUGGAUUUCACAACGGAUCGCGUUUAUUUUGCUGACAGUAAACUUGACUAUAUUGAUUUCGUCAAUUAUGAUGGAACCGGUCGAACCCAAGUGCUGUCAUCACCGAAAUUGGUGCAGCAUCCUCAUGCUCUGGCCAUAUUCGAAGAUUUAAUCUACUACAGUGAUCGUCGAUUGCAAAAGCUGCAAAUCUAUCCGAAGUAUCCGAAUGGAACUUCGAUUGACUAUCCGUCACAUACGUUCUCGAAAGCACUCGGUGUGCUUGCAAUUCAUCCAGUUCUACAGCCUCACGUCAGCAACAAUCCAUGUGCCAAUGAUCCAUGUUCACAUCUCUGUUUGAUCAGUAAAGAUUCGAAGUACAAAUGCAAGUGUCCAAUGGGCAAAUUGUUGGGUGCAGAUGGUAAAACUUGUGAAAACGACUCAAAACCAUUUUUGUUGCUGAUACAGAAAACGAACAUUUUCGGUAUACAAGUGGACAACGUUGUUAACGGUACACCGCAGUUGGCUGAUACUGAUUGCCAAUUUGGUGGUAAUAAUGAUAAUGAGUUGAAGAUAUCUGCAUCGCAAAUUCCUGAUGAUCCGUACUGUAUCGCUGUUGAUUGGAAUGGACGUAAUUUAUACGUUGCGAAUAAGAUAUCACAAACCAUUGAAGUUGUUCGUACACAAGGAACUCAGUAUCGCGCAACAAUUCUGAACAACGAUCAAUCACUAACUGCCAUCGCGCAGCCAGUCGCGAUCGCUGUUGAUUCAGAUCGAGGUCUGCUGUUCUGGUUGGACCGAGGAGCUGGAGCCUCACCACCUAAGGUGGCGCAUGCUGACCUGGACGGCAAAAACCCUUUGGUGAUAGUAUCAAAUGACUUGAGUGAGCUAGACCAUAUCGCUCUGGAUACAGCAAAUCAACGCGUAUACUAUUCAGAGUCGAAAGCUGGUCGUAUAACGUCAGUGACCUACGAUGGACAAGAUCGUCAUUACGUGCUGAAUGAUCCAGGAAAGCAACCGCUUGGAUUGGCAUUCUUCAGCAAUAAAUUGUUCUAUUCGGAUAGUGCAUUUGAUGCGAUAGAAUAUUCAGUCAUCAACAAUGACGGACAGAUUCCCGUAUUUGAACCAUUCAAAAAAGAUAUCGAGCAACUCGUCAAUAUUAAAGUCAUUGCACCCAAAAAAUCGCCCUUCUCGCAUCCAUGUCACACAAAUAAUGGCAAUUGUGAGCACUUGUGUAUUCCACAGUCAUUCUCACAGCACAGGUGCCUGUGUGCAACAGGCUUCGCUUUGGAUGGUGCUAAUAAAUGUAAACUGUACGAUCAAUCGUUCCUGCUGAUCGCUACCAGAACUAAAAUCAUUGGAAUACCGCUGAAUGAAGAGCAUUCAAAAGCGAUAGCGAUGGAACCAAUCGGCGGAACGUCAAUCACCUCGAUUGAUAUCGAAUACGAAUCGAAAUCGAUCUUUGUCGCGCAGUCAUUCGGCAUUAAUCGUGGCAUAAAACGGAUUCAGUUGGGAGGUGGUGAUAACGCUAAGAAUAUCAUUUCGGAUCAUUUCGGCUCGUUCACGAUCCGAUCGGUUUCUGUCGACUGGAUUAAUUACAAUUUAUACUUCAUAAACGCUGAUUCGGAUCGAACGCAUAUCGAAGUGUGUCAGCUGGAUGGUAAAUAUCGCAAGAUUUUGCUAUCAACUAAAACUGAAACGCCAACAUCAAUUGUUGUGGAUCCUGUUUCGAGAUACGUUUAUUGGGCUGAUCAAGGACAAAGUCCAUCAAUUCAGCGUGCUUAUCUGGAUGGUUCGAAUCGACAAGUACUUGUGCAUGAUGGCAUUGCUGAACCGACGGAUUUGGUCGUCGAUCCAAACAGUCAUAUGAUUUACUGGACUGAUGCAAAAUUGGAUGGCAUAUACCGUGUUCGGCCGGAUGGCUUCAGUAAGCCAGAGUUGAUUCGCAGUGACAUUGCUGCCGCAGCUGGUAUAUCUUUACUCGGACAAACCAUGUAUUGGACCGAUAAUAGACUCGAAAAAGUCUUCUCGGCCACAAGUCGUCCUAAUCAAAGUUCGAUACUGCUACAACCAUCCAUAAUAGCCUCAUCGCUGCCAGAUGUAGGCGAUAUCGUUGCAUUCGAUGAAUCAGUCCAACCGAAAUCUCAGUCACCAUGUCAAAUCACCGAUAAUCUACGCAAAUCGCCUUGUCAACAGCUAUGUUUCGCCAUUCCGGCUAGUCAAAGUCCGGUUUGUGCUUGUGCCAGGGGUGUUUUGAAAGGACGAUAUUGUGAAGAGCCCGAAACCUAUCUAAUGUUCCUCGAUGGUGAACGUAUCGUGGACGCUCCAAUCGAGCCGGACAUAAAAGCGUCAAAUCCACUGAAAGAAUCAUUCCCAUCGAUUGACAAUUUGCAGUUGUUCGAUAUCGAUAUCCAGCUUAGACGUAUUUAUUUUGUCACUGAAUCACCAGCUGGGGUUAAUAUCUCAUGGUUUGCGAUGAAUCAACCCAGCAAACAACGUGUGAUAUUCGGUCCAACCAAAACAAAACUACAGCAAGCAACAAUCCGUCAUAUAUCAGACAUGAAGUUGGAUUGGUUAACUCAGAAACUUUACUUCACUACUGGAAGAAGUGGUAAAAUCUACGCGAUCGAUACACAAGGCGAGCACAUCGCAACAAUUGCAAAUGGUGAUUGGACAUACGCACUGGCUCUAGAUCCGUGUGCCGGACUUAUAUUUUGGUCGGACAGUGGAUAUAAAAUAUCUGGAGGUAGUUACGAGCCUCGAAUCGAGCGUGCCAAUAUGGCUGGUGGUGACCGUGAGGUGAUCGUUCGUCAGGGUGUUAGCUUACCAGCGGCGAUAUCUGUCGAUUUUCGUGAUCAGCGUAUCUAUUGGGCUGAUGUUAAUAGAUUGAAUAUCGAAUCAUCUGAUUACAAUGGGAAGAAUCGUCGAGUUGUGGGGGUUGGUUACCGUGCGAAGAGUUUAGAGAUCUGGGAUGACUGGCUGUACAUGAGCGAUCCGCUCUCGAACGGUAUAUAUCGUAUGGAUAAGGACAACGGUGACAGCUACGAAGUGGUUGUCGGUAACAGGCGACUACCAUCUACACUGCGGAUAUUCGCAUCUGAAUCUGAUAUCAAAACAAGAGCACAAUUCUGCAAUUCACAAAUUUCGAAUCUUUGUAAGAUUAACAAUGGCGGUUGUGAGCAGUUAUGUCAUUUGAUAUCAACUUCGAUUGGUAUUGCUGCAUCCAAGGUGCAAUGUGCUUGUAACGAUUCAUUUGAACUCGUUGCAUUACCUGGAAAAGAUAUAGCCACUCAGUGUGUACCGAAAGACAACGAGAAAGGAUUCCAGAUAUGUCAACCACCGUACAAUUUCCAAUGUGGCGAUGGUGCAUGCAUAUCACUGAGUGAUACGUGCAAUGGACGUCCAGAUUGCUCGGAUGGUUCUGAUGAACAUCCGACGUAUUGCAGUGAGUUCGAUUCUAUUGGCAACACUCGUGUGUGUCCAGAACGAUACUAUUUGUGUACGAAUCGACGAUGUAUCGAAGCUGAUCGUCGUUGUAAUAAUAUAAACGAUUGUGGAGAUAAUUCGGACGAAUUGGACUGUUCAACGACACAAUCGAAUGCGUGUGGAUUCGGUCAAUUCGCAUGUUCAAAUGGACACUGUAUCAAUCAAACAAAGGUUUGUGAUGGUCAUAACGAUUGUCACGAUGAAAAAGUAUCGGACGAAAGUCGAGAGACGUGUAAAGAUUUGCCGAUAGACUGUCGUGGUGUUCGUAUCAAGUGUGAAAAUACGAACAUUUGCAUACAACCGGCCGAUCUGUGCGAUGGUUAUGAUGAUUGCGGUGAUAAAUCGGAUGAGAACAAACUCUUCUGCAUGAAUCAACCAUGCGCUACACAUUAUGUACGAUGUCCAAGCGGUCGAUGUAUCCCGGAAACAUGGCAAUGUGACGGUGAUAACGAUUGUGGUGAGGGAGCAUGGGAUGAAACGCAUACCAAUUGUACUGAUUCCAGUGGACGACGAAUUUGCGUCGGAGACUAUCUGUUCCAGUGUGAUAACGGAAAAUGUAUAAGUCGUGCGUUCAUUUGCGAUGGAGAGGAUGAUUGUGGUGAUUCGAGUGAUGAGAGUAUCGUGCAUAAUUGUGGUAAUCGAACAUGCUCCGCAGAUGAGUAUCACUGCAAAUCAAACGCACACUUAUCACAACCAAAAUAUGAAUGCAUACCAAAAGCAUGGCUCUGCGACGGUGAUGUUACAUGUGCGAACGGUGAGGAUGAAUCCAAGGAAUUAUGCGGAGUUGAGAAGAAAGACUGUAAUAAGGGCGAAUUCAGGUGUAAAAACAGUCACUGUAUUCAUGCAUCAUGGGAAUGUGAUGGCGAUAACGAUUGUUUGGAUGGGUCUGAUGAACAUGCGAAUUGCACAUAUUCCCAGUGUCAGCCAGAGUUCUGGCAGUGUGCAAAUCACAAAUGCAUUCCGAAUUCGUGGAAAUGCGAUGGUAAUGACGACUGCGAUGAUGGAAGUGACGAAAAGGAUUGUGCUGCAUCAAGCAGUUCCCAAGUGGAUGGCAGCACAAAAUGUGGCUCAGGGCAGUUCGAAUGUGCAAGUGGUGAGUGCAUCAGCUCACUGAAAGUGUGCGAUCGAGUCUACGAUUGCACUGAUCAUUCGGAUGAAUCAUCGAAAUGCUUUAUAAAUGAAUGUGAAACAGCUGAAAAGCCACUGUGUGAACAGAAGUGCGUUGAUUUACCAAUUGACUACAGAUGUGAAUGCUACGAGGGAUUUGCGUUGGACAAGAACGAUAAGAAAUCGUGUCAUGACAUCGAUGAAUGUGAAGAUGGUACAUCACAAUGUAGUCAAGGAUGUGUGAAUAAGAUCGGUUCAUUCAAGUGUUCGUGCGUCGAUGGCUAUGCAAUGGCUCAUGAUGACAAGACUUGUAAACGAGUUAAUAUGGAACCAGAACCAUGGCUUCUGUUUGCCAAUAAACAUUAUCUGAGAAAAUUAACGAUAGACGGUGAUAACUACGAAUUGGUUGCGAAGGGCUUUGAUAAUGUCAUAUCACUGGAUGUUGAUAUGGUUGAUAAGAAGGCUUAUUUGAUUGAUUCUGGUAAAUUGAGACUGUACAGAGUUGGCUUAGAUGAACUGGAUCAACCGAUUGAUUCAUAUGAAGUUGUACUCAGACAUAACAUAUUUGGAACUGAAGGCCUUGCUGUUGAUUGGGUUGGACGUAAAUUAUACACGUUGAACAGACAAGAACGAUCGAUUCGUGUCUGUGAAUUGGAUGGACGUUUUUGCAAAACUUUAAUUAGAGAUCGCAUCUCACAACCAAAGGCUAUAGUGGUACAUCCAGGAAAAGGUUACAUAUACUUCACGGAAUGGAGUUUACAACCUUAUAUUGGUAGAAUGGCCAUGGACGGUUCACCGGAUCUUGCUGAUCCAAUUGUUAAAUUGGCUGAGAACGAUUUGGGUUGGCCGAAUGCACUCGCGAUUGAUUUCUAUUCCAAUAAACUAUUUUGGGGUGACGCACACUUGAACGAAAUAGGUUUUAUGAACUUGGAUGGAGGCGCAAGACAUCAUAUACCAGCCAAACGAACAUCGCACGUUUCAUCAAUGACCAUAUUCGACGACUACUUGUUCUGGUCUGACUGGAACUUAAGGCAGAUCAUGCGAUCAAAUAAAUGGAAUGGCUCCAAUGAAAUCAUACUCAAAACAACCACACAACUACCCAACGAUAUCAGAGUAAUUCAUCCACUUCGACAACCGCGCUACACAAAUCCAUGUGGUACAAACAAUGGUGGAUGUUCACAGUUGUGUUUGCUAACAGAAGGUGGUAUCAAUUAUCGAUGUGAAUGCGCUGAUCAGUUCAUUUUAUUGGCCGAUAAUAAAACAUGUCAACCGAAUUGUACGGCUAGACAAUUCGCGUGCGGUGGAGAGGAUGCGAAAUGUAUACCGAAAUUAUGGUAUUGUGAUGGUGAGGUGGACUGCAGAGAUGGCAGCGAUGAGCCUGGAAAGGAGAUUUGCGGUCCAAGGAUAUGCCCAGUUGGUGAAUUCCAGUGUUCAAAUCAUAACUGCACACGACCAUUCCAACUGUGCGAUGGUAAUGACGAUUGCGGGGACGGAACAGAUGAGCAAGACUGUGAUAAGCCAUGUGAUCCGUGGAUGUUCAAAUGUCAAUCAACCGGUAAGUGCAUUCCGAAACGGUUCACUUGUGACGGUGAUGAUGAUUGUGGUGACCGAUCGGAUGAAUCUGACAUUAUCUGCAAAAAUCCGAGCCACAAUUGUACAGCAGAAGAAUUUCGAUGUAGCAAUCACAAAUGCAUACCAAAAGCAUGGAAGUGCGACAAUGACGAUGAUUGUGGUGAUAAUUCUGACGAGCCGGCCGAAUGUGUUAACAUAGAGUGCAGAAAAGGCUGGACUCGAUGUUCCACUUCGUACAGAUGCAUUCCCGAUUGGGCAUUCUGUAAUGGACAGGACGAUUGCCGUGAUAAUUCGGACGAAUUGAUAGAAAGAUGUCCAAAAUGUGAUGAUAUCGGUGAAUUCAGAUGUGCUACCACUGGUAAAUGUAUACCGAGAAGAUGGAUGUGUGAUAGUGAGAACGAUUGUGGUGACGAUUCGGAUGAAACGGAUGCAUCUUGUGGUGGCACUUCGAGACCUUGUUCUGAGUCUGAAUUUCGCUGUAACGAUGGUCGAUGUAUUCCGGGCAAUAAGGUGUGCGAUGGUACCGUUCAGUGCAGUGAUGGCUUGGACGAAUCGCAGUGUAAAAUGCGUGACUGUCUAAGGGGAUACAAGCAGUGUGAUGAUGGAACUUGCAUACUGGAACAUCGAUGGUGUGACAGACGCAGAGACUGCUUCAAUGCUUCUGAUGAAUUGCAUUGCGAAAAUUAUCCAGGAAGACGAGAAUGUAGUACAUACGAGUUCAUGUGCGAUAAUUCAGUGUGUAUACCACGUAAGUUUAUGUGCGAUGGUGAUAACGAUUGCGGUGACAAUUCGGAUGAAACCAAUAACGAAUGCAAAAGUGCCUCGUGUGAACCACCGCUCAGAUUCAGAUGUGCACAUUCGAGACUUUGUCUUAAUAUUCUUCAGUUAUGUAACGGCUUCAACGAUUGCGGUCCAAACGAUUAUUCGGAUGAGCAUUUAACAAUGUGCAGUUCAUUCUCUGAAUAUGGUGAUUGCACUGAGAAUGAAUUCAAAUGUGCAAAUGGCAAAUGCAUAAAUGCCUCGUUGGCAUGCGACAGGAAUGAUGACUGUGGUGAUGUGAGCGAUGAAAUUGGAUGUUCGAAGCACAGCGGUCGUAAAUGCGAAACGAAUGCCGAUAAUGGUGGAUGUAAGCAUUUAUGUACGGAUAUCGAGAAUGGUUAUUACUGUCACUGUCGAGAUGGAUUCAAGCCGAACCCCAUCGAUCCAUAUGACUGUGUUGAUAUCGAUGAAUGUGCUGGUAAUAAUACUUGCACACAGCUAUGUCUCAACACAAAAGGAUCUUAUUUGUGCAGAUGUCUGGAAGAUUUCGAAAACAACGUGGUGGUUGGUGCAAUGACCGGUAAAGAUUGUAGAGCUAAGGGUGAUGCAGCAUUGGUGAUGAUCGCAUCAGAUGAUAAAAUCAUACAGCUAGGUUUAGCGCAAUCAGAUGGUGUCGUUAAGCAUGCUGCCGUAAAAGCGUUAAGUGAAAAUAACGAUAUUAUUGCUGUCGAAUUCGAUCCUCGACGUGAAUUGAUGUUUUGGAUUGAUGCAAAUUAUAAGUAUAUCUACCGAUCGGCCAUUGCUAAAGGAAAUCAAUCGCACAUUGGUCAACAGCUCGACAUUGAUUUCAAGUCACAAAAAAUGACACCGUCUGCACUGGCCGUCGAUUACUUGACCGGAAAUUUGUUCAUAACAACGAUACCAGAUGAGCAAUCUCAAACGGUGAUAGCACGUAAGAAACGCUUCUCGCAGCCGUCAUAUUCACUGAACGCAAUAAACGGUGCCAUAUUCAUCUCGAAAUCAGAUGGUCGUUAUCUGAAGAGGAUUGUUUACGGUCGUUUGCAAUUACCAACUGCGAUUAUCGCAGUGCCACAAUUGGGUAGAAUUUGUUACGCGGAUGCGGGUAACGAUGCAAAGAUUGAAUGUGCUGAUAUGGAUGGCAAACAUCGCGAGGUUAUUGUCAAUGAAUUGAUCUAUUCACCGACUUCGAUGACAAUCGACGAGGCGAAAGAUAAUCGCAUCUAUUGGGCAGAUCCCAAAUACCACAAAGUUGACUCGAUAUUACCUGAUGGUACAAAACGAAUGACAAUAGUGCACGAUAUACGAACACCGUGGUCGAUUGAUGUCUUUGAAAAUAAUCUUUAUUGGUCAUCAAAGGAAACACAGAAUCUUUACGUGCAGGAUAAAUUCGGUCGAGGUCGCGUUCAUGUGUUAGGAUCAGAUCUGACCAAUGUGCACAGCAUUCGAAUACAGCAACGAUACUCUCGUGAUGUAACUCGUGCAACAUCUGCAUGCGCGCAAUCCUCUUGCACUCAUCUAUGUGUGGAGCUACCAGCAAAUAACUUCAUUUGUUUGUGUCCUGACUUCAAUCAUCCUUUGGAUGAUGGUUCAUGUACAGCAACACAGAUCGAAGAGUUAAGUCUACCGAAACAGUGCUCAUGUCAAAACGGUGGUAUCUGCAAUUUGGAUGGUACAUGUGAAUGUGGUGACUUCGAAGGCGAUCAAUGCCAAAAACAGUCGUCUGUAUCACGUCAGUUGAUCGGUCGAUUUGGUUCCAAUACAAUAUUGGCAUUGCUGUUGUUAAUUUCUUUGCUGGUGUGUAUCGGUAUCGUUAUAUUUGUAACGAUAAAUCUUUACAAGAAGCGUUUAUUACUAUUCAAAAAGCAGCAAGUCGAUGAUGGAAGUGUUUCGUUCCAUGGCAACGUGAUAUCGUUCAGUAACCCCGUUCUUGAACCUAAACCGAGUGAUGCUACACCGGUGGAAUACAGUAUGGCUCAGUUGAACGCUCCAGGUGGAGUGGGUGCAGGCUCAUCGUCAUCCACAACGUUCACGAAUCCAGUAUACGAAAUCGAUGAUCAUAGUGAUAGAAUAUCUUUAUCGAACGGUAACGAUACUAUAGCACAGCCAUCUUCCACUGAACGUAACAACGCUGCUGAUAAUCUCAAACCUGAACCAUCAUCCUCUGUUAUUGCGCCAAAGGCAGAUUUACUCAGACCAGCGAUACCACCUCGAAGGGCCGUCAAAACGGACAGCGAUAAAUUACAGUUGGUUCAUGAUGACCAAGUGACAGAUAUAUGA